UACGCACACACUGUAAACAGGAAGUGGUCUGCUCGAUUUUCAGACCUGGGAGUGAGUCAUGGGCAAAAGCUGUAAAGUGGUUGUAUGUGGCCAGGCUGCAGUUGGUAAAACAGCUGUACUGGAACAACUGCUGUAUGCUAACCAUGUUGCAGGUUCAGAGCCCAUGGAGACCCUGGAAGAUAUCUACAUCGGCUCCAUAGAAACUGACCGCGGCACACGAGAGCAGGUGCGCUUCUAUGACACCCGAGGGCUCCGCGAUGGGCUGGAGUUUCCUCGACAUUACUUCACUUUUGCGGAUGGCUUCGUGCUUGUCUACAGCAUUGACAGUAAAGAGUCUUUUAAGCGGAUGGAGGCCCUAAAAAAAGAAAUCGACCGUCACCGAGACAAGAAGGAGGUGACCAUUGUUGUGCUGGGUAACAAACUGGACAGGCAGGACGAGAGGAGAGUCGAGGUUAACAUGGCCCAGAACUGGGCCAAGAACGAGAAGGUGCGUCUGUGGGAGGUGUCGGUGGUGGAUCGGCGCACGCUGAUUGAACCCUUCGUCUACCUAGCCAGCAAAAUGACCCAGCCACAGAGCAAGUCCACCUUCCCUCUCAGUCGCAAUAAGAACAAGGGAAGUGGUUCUACAGACAGCUAAAUGAUAAGACACUGGUGCUAUGUGAAGAGUGAGUAAGGAGACAGGAGAGGGGUGCAGAAUGGAAUCAAACCCUUAGUAUCUAUUCAGAAACACUGAAGCAUUGAGGGAGUAGACGCUCUUUUGGAUAAAGUGGAGAGAAAGAUGGUUGAUUGUAGGGACAUUUAUUUUGACAGUGAGUGCUAUCUAAAUUUGAUGUGUGUGGAAAAAUAAGACUUUAUGAUGACUUUGUGAGAACGCUGAUGUUUUGGCAUAUCAGCUGAGAAAUGGACGAAUACUGGGGUUUGGGUUAGUCAUUCCCAUUUUAACAGGUUGUGUUAUUGUCAAACUAUUCAUCAUCCGUUAGCUAAGGUUCCUGUCAUGCUGAAGUUCUUGAGCUGCUGACAAUUCACAUUUAAAUCUCAGUUGAUACUUUCAGGGUCAGAAUAUAAAGAUGGCAGACUCCUGGCUCUCCUCGUGUUGAUAAAUUAGAACCUAUCUCACAUGUACACUGGCUACAGAUGUAUUUGCAUGAACGCUACAUGUUUAUACAAACUGAACUCACUCUUGUUACCUGAUGAUUGCAUCACACGAAUGCUGAAUUCUUCGCAUUGUAAAAAGACCCAACAUGUGAAGGGACGUUUAUUGACACAUUAUUGAUGUUGUACAGUAAUUUUGCUGAUCCAGAGAUUUGUUACACCUUUUAUGUUCCUUUAUUGGGAGUGAAUGAUUGACAUUCCUUCAACACAUAUUGCCUUCUGUACAAGCUUUAGAAAAGCACAUGUGUUAUAAAAAAAAAAUGUUCAUAUGAAUCGAGGUUUCUGCAGGAUCAGAUGCUGCUUUUUUUGUGUGACACAUGAAAGACAGAGCAUUCAAUAUCGUCAGAUGUUCUGGCAUGAACAAAACAACUCAUCGUAUAGUUAGACAUAGUUACAGAUGAAGUUGAGGCUGAGAUCUUUUUAAAUUUUUUUUUUUUACAAAAGUAAAAUUAAAUAUAAGUAAUAACCUGGUCACUGAACUGUUUAUUCAGGAAGCAGCACGAGUGAAAAUUUGAGAAGCUUCCAAUGUGUGUUUUAUGAAAAGGGAAAUGUGUCGAUAUUGUUUUGAAUAUCAUGAGUUUGUGCCAGAGUUGAUUAGAAUUAUGUACCAUACAUGCAACGUUGUUUAGAUGUGGAAACAAAGCCUUCUCUGUUAUUAUCAGUACACCAUGUUCACUUCAGUUUUGUUUGCGUUUCUUGUGAAUAAAUUAAAAAAUAAAUGGUGUUCCUCUUUCCAGA
This is a messenger RNA of Labrus bergylta (ballan wrasse), 1890 nucleotides long. It is a transcript of the gene nkiras2, whose product is annotated as NFKB inhibitor interacting Ras-like 2. The record is from RefSeq and is a predicted model, not a curated record. Gene Ontology annotation, biological process: Ral protein signal transduction; canonical NF-kappaB signal transduction. Gene Ontology annotation, molecular function: GTPase activating protein binding; GTPase activity; GTP binding. NCBI's taxonomy places the organism in Eukaryota, Metazoa, Chordata, Actinopteri, Labriformes, Labridae.